GCUUGACAUCCAAAGCAAAACAUGACGAGGACUUUUCAUUUUCUCAGGAAUUUAUAAAACAAGAAACUUUACAAACAAGUCACAUAAGAAAGAAUACCCAGAAGCACGUAAGAUAUUAGUCUCAGGCGUAAAAUCGAGAGUACAACUUCAAAAUGGCAGCCGAUGCACUUUUUGGUUGGGAUUUAACUUUUAAAACUGUUGAGAAAGAUAUCAAGCGUAAAUCCGAUGUAAUUAUUGCAUUUAUACAUUGGAACUUAUCGAAGAGGGGAUUUAGAAGUAUUGGAAUAGGAGAUGAGAGGACUUUAUCUGGAGAUGAAGAGAAAAGCGAGCUGCUACCAACUGGAUGGAAUGACAAAGACAACUAUGCCCUGAGAUAUGUUCUUGAUAACAAACUGUUCAUUCUGCAUGGUCUGAGCACUGAUGGCAAUCUCAUUGUCAAUCUGAUGAGAUCUGAAGACUUAGCCGUGUCCAACAUAGCAGUAAAGAUUGAAGAAACAGUGAAAGACUUAUGUGGACCUAUUGAUAAGAUCAUGCCAAAUCAUAAAGAGUUAAUAUAUAAUGUGAAGAGGGACCUAAUUGAUACGGUGACCGAGAGACCUACUGCUACUACUGAGACUCAGACUUCUAGGAGUGAAUCUACUACAAGAAGGCCGCCUGAAGAUCCACUGAGAGUCCCACCCCGACCCCUGCCGGGAGUCAACCCUGACACACCAGACCUAUGGGGCAUGCCACCGCCCCGCCUGCCUAACAUCGGCAGUUCCGACCUGGACCCCUUCGCUCCCUCCGGCGGCGGCAUGCUGUUCAACCCGUUCGAGCCUCGCAGAGACAGAGACCUGGAAAACCCGGGCUUGGGUAUACCUGGAGGAUUGCCAAGAGGGGCAGUGCCACCAGGAGCUCGUUUCGAUCCGUUUGGGCCCCCCGGUGGGCCUCUGCCGGGCCGCCGGCCUGCGCCGCCGGAUGCGGAUCACCUGCCGCCCCCUGGCUUCAACGAUAAUAUGUUCAUGUAGCAACCUUACCUAUCUGUGACUUUUCAUUGUCCACAUCUUUAUGAAUAAAGUUAAUUUUGAAAUAUGUUAA
Molecule: messenger RNA, 1077 nt
Organism: Helicoverpa zea (corn earworm)
Lineage: Eukaryota; Metazoa; Arthropoda; Insecta; Lepidoptera; Noctuidae
Gene: PI31
Product: proteasome inhibitor PI31 subunit
Exons: 6
Coding region: 153-1007 (284 amino acids)
Biological process (GO): proteasome-mediated ubiquitin-dependent protein catabolic process
Molecular function (GO): proteasome binding; endopeptidase inhibitor activity
Source: RefSeq, a predicted model, not a curated record